Carcharodon carcharias (great white shark) is the source of this 3065-nucleotide messenger RNA. RefSeq names its product lumican (gene lum). Bases 316 to 1347 code for a protein of 343 amino acids. Gene Ontology annotation, molecular function: protein binding. The transcript is spliced from 3 exons. NCBI's taxonomy places the organism in Eukaryota, Metazoa, Chordata, Chondrichthyes, Lamniformes, Lamnidae. The record is from RefSeq and is a predicted model, not a curated record.
AUUCCAAUGUCUUAUCUGUACUGUAGCUGCAGCCAUCCUCCUGCAUUUAGCUAAUGGGCUCUCUAUUUUCAGCGUUAUUUAACAUACCAGAGCACAGACCCAGAGUGAUGACAUAGCAGCUUUAUAGUUGAGGGGUAUCCACCUCUCCCACUGUUGUUGUCAGCCUAUGCCACAGCAGUCUGGCAGCCUCCUCUUUCUCCAGAGACCAGUAUACAGCAUUUAAUAUUUGAUUCUUGCCCUCAGUUUCUCUGUUGCUCAACCCUUGGAAUUAAGAAACAAAAGGCAUCAAGCAAAGCUUUACCAUACGUUCAUGAGAUGAAGCUCAUUCACCUUCCUAUAUUUGCUUUGCUGGUCAGCAGCAUACUUUGUCAGUAUGACUACGAUCCAUUCUUUAGUUAUUAUGACCGAGCAAGUUUGGCGGGCUCACCUUAUCCAAUUUGUUCCGUUGAAUGCGACUGUCCAUUGAACUUCCCCACUGCCAUGUAUUGCAACCAUCGCAAACUUAAAACAAUCCCCAUGGUACCAGCACAAAUAAAGUACCUUUACCUCCAGAACAACCAGCUCGAUAGCAUUCCAAAUGGUGCAUUUGAAAAUGCCACUGGUCUCCUAUGGCUGGUCCUUGAUGACAAUCAAAUUAAUAGCGAAAAUGUAGGUAAGAAUGCAUUCUCGAAGUUAAAAAGCCUGCAGAGGUUGUACAUAAACCACAACAAUCUGACGGAUGUUGUUCGCUCCCUUCCAAAGUCACUGGUGCAACUGAAACUGGCAUCAAACAAGAUCUCAAAGAUUGGAAACAGCUUAAAAGGACUGGAAAACUUGACUACCCUUAUUCUCUUUGACAACAACUUGAAUGAAGUUGGUGGGUCUUUGAGUAGUUUGAAGUCUCUGACAUACCUUGACUUGAGUCUCAACAAAUUAACAAAACUUCCUGACGACCCUCCAGCAGCCAUAGAGAUGUUUUAUAUUAAUCACAAUAAGAUCAACAACAUCCCAAAGGACUAUUUUAACAAGAUGAAUAUUCUACAGUACCUACGCAUGUCAUACAAUGAGCUAACUGAUGAAGGUAUCCCCGAGAAAGUCUUCAACAUCACCUCGCUGAUUGAGUUGGAUCUUGCAUUCAAUGAACUGAAGAGCAUCCCCCUUGUUAAUGAAAACCUAGAAAAUCUGUACCUACAGGCGAAUAAAAUUGACAAGUUCACCCUGAAUAGCUUCUGUCGUAUUACUAGCCCUACGGAUUUCUCCAAAAUCAAACACCUGCGUCUGGAUGGUAAUAACAUCACUCGACGUAGUUUGCCCAACGAAAUGUCUCAAUGUCUUCGCGUGGCUGGGGAUAUAUCAGUAGAUUUUUGAUUUACACCCACCUGAUUAGGAAGACACAAGGUUGGGUCCGAUUUUAACUCUGUGUAAGUAGAUGGGGUUUUGAGUGAGUUAAAAUCUCGCCCCUCCUCCCCUCAAGGUUUUCAAGUUAGAUUUGUUCACUUAUUAACACAUCAUAUAGUGCAAACUAACACCUUUAAAUCUUAUAUCUUCACAUAAUCAUAACUUUUCUACUAUAUCUUCAAUCAGUUAAAGAAAAAUGACAGAAUUACUGAAAAGAAAGUAGAGUCAUAGUAAGUGGAGGAUAAGUGAAGAGUAUAGCUGUGUAAUGUGGUAAAAAGGUAUUAUUCUUUCAAAGUGGAUGACAUUUCAGCAUUUUUUUGAGACGUACAUUUGAAUCAAACACCUGAUGUACACACUUCGAGUAACAGUUGAAUAAAGCUCGUGGUUAGACCUUACGAAAAAGGAAAAUUCAAUGAUUAAUACUUAAAGUAAAUCAACUCACUUCACUGUUCUGUGUGUAUAUCAAUUAUCUCUUUCCUGUAGAGUCCUCUUCUGCUCUGUUUAUUAUGCUGGGUUACAUAUAUUAAAAGUGAUUUUUAAGAAUUCAGCACUUUUAUAACAAGCUACGUUCUGUGCAAACCUUUCUUUCAAAUUAUAGAUUUCAGGAGAUUUUCUAAUAAACCCUAACCCAAAAUAUGUUUCAAAAAUCUGUAUGAGAUUGUCAUGAGACAUCAAUGUAACUUAUACUGAAUCAAAUAAUACCUGCUCUAUCCGUAGUUACUGUAUUGUGAAUCUUAUAGAACAGGAUUGAAAAGAAAUGUAGGAUCUGUAGGAUUUGGGGGAAGAGGAGUUUGUUGGGUUCAGCCCAUUUAAUUCUUGUACAGAAGUUAUUAUGAAAUAAAGGGAAACAGUAAACAUUAUUUUAAUAACCAAUUGAGUGGCUUGCUUUUAAUAGUUUGUAUUUUUGCUUGAAUUUGUUUGGCUUAAAAAGCUGGGAGUUUCUGAAAUUGUUAGAUUAAUUUUUCAUAGGUGCAAUGAAAUAUGUUAACCACAGCUUGCAUCCAUAUGUUGUAAAUCAAGCAUGACCUUUAUGCAUCUUCCUUUAACAAUCUGUAUGCAACUUUGAUUUAUCAUACAGGAAAUAAAGCAUGGUUAAGAAAGUUGCAGUGCUGAUGGCUGCCUUUAACUUAUCUGUUGUAUCCUUCUGUUUUAGCUCACAGCCUUGAAGCUGCAGGAAUAUCGUUAGUAUGAGGCCACUGUUUUCACAGCCAGAUAUGUAGUGCUGGGCUUGAGUUUGAGUUACUUGGGUCACUCUUAUCCAGUUGCUAUUUACUUGCAAUGAAAUCUGUCCAAUUAUUAACCAGGUUAAUAGGGGAGGUAUCCUAUAGACAUGGAGCACUCCACCUUUGGGGGAUGGGGGGAAGUUAUCUGACAUUGACAAAGAGACACUCUCUUCAGCUGAUCGCACAAUGGUAUCCCUGACCAACAUGGAAAAGAAUGUGGUCAAACCCAGCUUGAAGUGGAAAGGCAAGCUCUCCAUCUGGAUGGGAUGGGCAUGAAUCUGAAAUUACUGAACGCGGUGUGACUGGAAGAAAGAUUUAUCUUAGAACUCCGCAAAAGAGCUUGUACCAAAAAUUGACCUGAAAAAUGUAACACUUCCAGAUGUAAUUAACUGACCUUGCAGUUUUAAUUUCUAUACAAACUUUUCUCUGUUUAUACAUAUUAACCAUUAAAAUGUAUCUCAACUA